GACCACCACCAAGCAACAGAUCGCAUCGAUCUUCCGCGAACUUUUACCACUACUCGUGUCUCUAGUCGGCUAGGCGUCGACUACCGAAGAAGAAAAACUACACAAUCCAUCAUGUCGGCAGAUACUCUUCAGGAUGUCCAGGAGGGGGAGAUUGAGUCCAACUGGAACGAGAUUGUUGACAAUUUCGAUAAUAUGGACCUGAAGCCUGACCUGCUCCGUGGAAUCUAUGCCUAUGGUUUUGAGCGCCCUUCCGCUAUCCAGCAGCGCGCCAUCGUCCCCGUCAUCAAGGGACACGACGUUAUUGCCCAGGCCCAGUCCGGAACCGGCAAGACUGCCACCUUCUCCAUUUCCAUCCUCCAAAAGCUCGAUCCCAACAUCAAGGGCACCCAGGCACUCAUCCUCGCGCCAACGCGUGAGCUUGCUCAGCAAAUCCAAAAAGUCGUCGUCGCCCUCGGCGACUACAUGAACAUCGAGUGCCAUGCUUGCGUUGGCGGCACUAACGUCCGCGAGGACAUGGCCAAGCUUCAGGAGGGUGCGCAAGUCGUCGUCGGUACUCCCGGCCGUGUAUUCGACAUGAUCACCCGCCGCGCGCUCAAGACGGAGACCAUCAAAAUUUUCUGUCUCGACGAGGCCGAUGAGAUGUUGUCGCGUGGAUUCAAGGACCAGAUCUACGAAGUCUUCCAGCUCCUUCCUCAGGAUACCCAAGUUGUGCUGCUGUCGGCUACGAUGCCCGCGGAUGUGCUCGAGGUGACGAAGAAGUUCAUGCGCGAUCCCGUCCGUAUCCUCGUCAAGCGUGACGAGUUGACCCUUGAGGGUAUCAAGCAGUUCUACAUUGCGGUGGAGAAGGAGGAAUGGAAACUGGACACGCUGUGCGACUUGUACGAGACGGUCACCAUCACCCAGGCUGUCAUUUUCUGCAACACAAGGCGGAAAGUUGACUGGCUGACUGAGAAGAUGCACUCGAGGGAGUUCACUGUUUCAGCCAUGCAUGGCGACAUGGAACAGAAACAGCGUGAGGUCUUGAUGAAGGAAUUCCGCUCGGGCUCAUCGCGUGUUCUCAUCACGACCGAUCUGCUUGCCCGCGGCAUUGAUGUGCAGCAGGUGUCGUUGGUCAUCAACUAUGACCUUCCGACGAACCGGGAGAACUACAUUCACCGUAUUGGCCGUGGCGGGCGAUUUGGUCGGAAGGGUGUCGCCAUCAACUUUGUCACAACCGAGGACGUGCGCAUGCUGAGGGAUAUCGAACAAUUCUACAACACUCAGAUUGAUGAAAUGCCUCUUAACGUCGCCGAUCUCAUUUAGACGGUUUUCACACCACGCUGCCCAUACAUUAUACGAACGAACGCUCUCAUCAUCACUGGAACCGAC
Laetiporus sulphureus 93-53 is the source of this 1368-nucleotide messenger RNA. Its product is annotated as DEAD-domain-containing protein. Gene Ontology annotation, molecular function: RNA binding; RNA helicase activity; ATP binding. The transcript is spliced from 7 exons. Lineage: Eukaryota; Fungi; Basidiomycota; Agaricomycetes; Polyporales; Laetiporaceae. The record is from RefSeq and is a predicted model, not a curated record. The coding region runs from base 112 to 1302 and encodes 396 amino acids.